CGUAAAACAACUUCCUGUUUGGGUCCCCAUCAAGUGGACCGUUGUUGUCCCUUUCAGCCUCUUGGAAUCAACAUCUAAGGAUGCUACAUCCUCUGUAAUGCACCCUUGAAUCUUCAGCUGGACCAUAUCCAUUUUUGCACGUAUAUUUCAUUUCUGGGAGAAGAACAAACCAAAGGGUAAGGCCAGCUAGCUAGCUAGAUAGCUACUAGUACCAGCUAGCUUGCUGGUCAACUAGAAAUGGCGUUUCAAAAAGCUAGCUAUCGUGCUAAGUGACGUGCUAGCUAACUGUCUGUCAUACAGACAUUUCAAAGGAUUUGGUCAGGCCGCAGUCCGUAGUUGGCUUGCUACUCGCUGAAUACUGCUUGGAAUUGCAUUUAUGGGCUUUAUUUCGGUAAACAUUACGGACAGUAAGCGCACCAACAUAACUAGCUAGCUAACUUGGAUUGCUAGCCAGCCAGCUCGAGACAUAGCCAGCUAUUUUUGUUAAUAUUCCAACCAUCCAAGGUCUAUUUUGGUUUCAUUGGUGAAAAUACUACUGUAGGUAUUAGUAAGUGGUCCUCAUCUGGAGAGUGGAGAUGCUCCUUUUAUUUUUUAUCACAUGAUAACGUCACGAACAUUCGUUCUAUUUUAAUUCAAGGAAGAAGACCAUCAAGAUUUCCUGGGGUAUAGUUAAAAAGAAGCCUAUAUGUGGCUACAUGGAUAACCAUUUAUUUUAGGACCUCUUCUCUUAAUAGAUCAAGUAAAACUUGCUUGCCAUUGUAUUAUUGUUGUGAAAGGGAAUCCCAAACUAUAUUGUGUAACCAGUUAGUUGGGUCAGCUGAUAUUUUAUCUUUGAAUGAUGCUUUUUUUGUAUAUUUUCCAGCCAAAUGAACGGAGCAGCAUUCCCCUCUCCCACUGCAGAGAUGGCGGAGAUGAACCGCAUCCACUACGAGCUGGAGUACACGGAGGGCAUCAGCCAGCGCAUGAGGAUUCCAGAGAUGCUCAAAAUGGGCCCCUACGGUCAUGACAACCCUGAGGCAGGCUCACAUGACCUGCACAACGUCAUGAUGCAGGUCCCAGAGAGGAUCGUAAUGUCCGGUAGCUACGUUGGUCCUCCAUAGGGUCUCUGUAGUGUUGAUACUCCUGGGCCAUGUUCAUUAGGCUCAAAACGGGAUAAAUUGUUUUUAAAUGGAUGAGGUUCUCCCUAACCCUAGUUUCAUUUUCCAUUGCAAACUGUUUUAGGUUUCAAGUCUUACUAAACAUAACCCAGAAUUGGCCCUUUUGUGACACCCUGCCUGACUGCUUUUCUCAGGAGACAGUGAGGACUCCCUGUUCCCCAGACCCAGAGACCUGGACCUGAUCCAGUCCACCCCGCUAGAGAGCCUGUCCCUGAAGACCCCUCCUCGGGUCCUCACCCUCAAUGAGCAGCCACUGGACUUCAUGGAAAUGGAGCGCAGUGCAGCCUCAACCCAGCCCAGUGAGGAGGUAAGGUAUUGGGGUCUAGAGAUGGACAGAGAUAGUACUGAUGGAAUGAUGUGAUGGACCAGGCAUGUGUGAACAAGCGGUAUCAAACCCUGGUCACCCAAGCAACUCAAUACUGUGCUAGCCCUCUGAGCUAAAUCCUAGACAUUAGUUCUGUGAGCUUACACAAAUGUUCAGAUCUCUGGCAAAGCCAUUUGUCUUGUGAACAUAGUUCAUAGAACCACCUCCUCUACACUGACAAUGGGGAGUUUAUUUGAAAGUGACAGUCAGUAUUUUACAGGAAGAGGAUAUCAGUAUUUACCUAUUCUCCCCCUCAUAGGUGCGUUCGCAAGGGCGGUUGCGGCGGGAACGUUCAGCCAGCGAGAACACCACUGUCCGUCACAAUAGUCAGAUUGCAAGAAACGAUUCAACGUAAGUAGCCUAUCAACUGUGGUCCACACCCCUGUAGUGCCAUGCACAAUCCACCACCACCACACCCCUCUCCUCUUCCGUAAGCCUGUCCUUCUUUCCUCCUUCCAUCUGACCAGUGGUUUUCCCCGUCUGCCGUCCUGUUUGUCCAUCUCUCACUCUCUGUUCAUUUGUUCUGAUAAUGACUUGGCUGUAGUUGGGUGUCUAUCUCACUGGUGUUGUUGCCCACUCUGUAGCCUGUUUGGUUGGUAGUUGUAUCUGGGUCUGCACCCUGUCCUGUUGCAAUGCUGUGUGAGAGCAGUGCCGCUCCCUCCUGUCCUGAGCAUGGUACUAAAACUUACUCUUAAUUCUCUUCACUAUUAACAUAUUAUUAUACUGUACCAGGGAGAGGCACCUUACAGUAAACAUGGCAUAGAACCAUUUCAUUUGUUCAAAGCUUAUUUCACUAUAUAAAGUCCUUGGGGAUCCUCUUUUGUUCAGAGCAUCUUUGUGGGGGAUGAUUCAUUGGGAUCUUAAUUAGGACCUUUCCAUGCUUUUGUUUCCGCAUCACCCUUGCUGUUGGAGGGUUAGGUAUAGUUCAGUGGUGCACUAGUAUGAUUUGUUUGACAUCACCACAUCAGUACUAUCUCUGUCACUCUUUGGUGACUGUUAUCUCUGCGCAGUGAGUAAAGUGCGGAUGGUCUUUCUCCCCUCCCUCUCCUUCACUCUCUCUCCCCCUCUCCCCCCUCUCUCUGCUCUGUUUUCUCUGGCUUGACCACUCAUGUUGGUGGGGCAGUGUGACCACGUCCCCCCCAGCCCCUCUCCGUGCCUGCCCCCCUCUCGCCGAGGACGAACAGAACCUGUACAGCGCUAGCGGCGUUCUCUCUUUCAUCCAGUCCACCACGCGCCGGGCCUACCAGCAGGUCUUGGAGGUUCUGGACGAGAACCACCGCAGGUGACCCCAUGACCCCUCCUCUUAAGGUCAUCUCUAGGCUGACCUCUCCCACUCUGCUCACCGUGCAGAGAUUAACCCCUCAAAUCAAUACAAUACAAUUGUAUUAAUCCUCUCUGAGGCAAUGAAGUCCCUGCUGUUGUCUCUUUCGCAUGGACAGGGUCAUCAAAUCAGUUUUUGGCGGUUGGACAAUUGAAAAAAUUGUAUCGUAUAAUUUGGACAUUUGCUCAAUGAACAAAAUUAUUUGUCUUGACCAUAUUUUGAUAAUUUAUUUUGGGGCAAUGGGUAGGGAACAGCUGGUAAUUUGUAACACUCAUUAACACUAUUAAUAUGUCAUAAUGUAUAUUUAUUUAUCAUUGCAAAUCAAGAUUGACUUUGCCUGAUGUGCUGUUAUCGAGCUGUGGCCUCGCUCAGUGCUUGGCUGAAUUGGUUAAGAGGAGAGUAGUGUGUAGAGCAGUAGUGCUCUUCUUGCUCUAUCCUUGUGCUGUAAGGACAUUAUCAAGCAUUGUCAACAGCCAACCUAUAUAGUGAUAUGUAUUGUCUACUCUCUGAGGAGAAGUGUAUUGGAGAUGAAAAUAUUGGUACUCUUAAAGAGGUCUGUUUUACACUGUAUGAUCAAAGUCAUGAGACAUUGGAACUAUGAAUUUCAAGAGUGAGUGUGAGAGACUUUGGGAUUGUAUGUGUGAGACACUGUACUUUGGUGUGCUGCUCUAUCUCUCUAUUGCUUCCUCUCUCCGUUUCUGCCCUCUUCAGUAAGCCAUCGCUGCGAGGGGGGUCUGCCUCGACCUCUAACCCCGUGCAUGAAUCCAGGUAACUCCACCUGGCACAUAGACUUCACCUCUCUCUCUCUCUCUCUCCCUUCUUUUUCCUCCUCUCCCUUUCCUUUCAUCAUAUAGGCUAUAGUUCUUGUCAGAAGAGGAUGAGUGUUGCUGUCAAUGUUAGUUGAAAAGAUAGUUGGGCAAUGAGUAAUGCUGUCUAUUGAGCUAUUGUCAAUGUAUUUAUAAUAGACAAUAGUUGAUUGACAAUCUGUCUUUUACAUCAAAUCAUUGAUCAUUUAAGCUGAGAACUUCAUUGUCAUAUUAUGAUCAACGAUCAGAAAUAUCAUCAUGCCUGAUCCAUGAUAGAAAUGGCUAACCAGGAUGUGUUUGGUCUAUUUCUCUUCACCCAAGGCUUGCCCUGGCCACUCUAGACACUACUCUGGAUGUCUCCAUGGCUCCUGAUGACAUGGCUGUCGUAGAUGCAGCAACACUUCGACGUCAGGUCUGCUCCUAAUACAUUUAGACUGUACUGUACUUCUAUGGAAGGUAUAUCAUUAAGCCCACAUGUUGAUGUGAUUUUCAUUGGUGUGCCUGUAGAUCAUCAAGCUGAACCGGAGACUCCAGCUCAUAGAAGAGGAGAACAAGGAGAGGGCCAAGCGUGAGAUGAUCAUGUACUCCGUCACCGUAGCCUUCUGGCUUAUAAACAGCUGGGUUUGGUUUCGCCGCUAGAACCCUUUCCUCGGAACCACUGCCAGAGAGUGGAGAACAAAGCAUCUCCCCUCCCCUUCUAUGUGUCAAAUGUUAGCAAAAUGUACUCUCUGCACUUAGUCCCAGCACUGGAUGGCCUUGCUAUUGGGCAAUGGGAUAUUUGUUUUCAUUUAUUUUAUUUAUGUACUUGUACAUUUUUUAUUUUUUUCAAUGCUAUAUUAAUUGUAUUUUUUUGCUUAAGAAGCAAAGCUUGACAUAUGCUGUAAAUAUUUAUUCAUGUUACUCAAAGUUGUAAUCAUUGCUUCUGAGGUAUUUCCAACAGAUGAGAGGUCUAAAGAAAAGGAAAAAAUAAGCCACGGUGGAGACGCAUCAAAAUGGGCUACAUAUGUUAACUAUUUAUUUGGGAGUGAUGUGAAAAGAUUAAAACAUGUUGUGAAGUAUUGUAAGAUAAUACAUAAUGUGAAAUGUAUUGGUUUAAUUGAUGUAUAAUACUGCAAGGAAAUAUACAGUCACACCAUUGCUAUUACACCAUUUGAUUCAUUAUGUAUGGGCCAUAUCCACCAAGCCUUAGGCAUGAGAUGCUUUUUGUCCUCUCAUAUUUUAUCUUCAGUUCCUACCUUUUUUUUUUUUUACCAAGAACUUGCUGGCUGGAGCACAUUUCCAAAUUGGUUGUAGUUUUCAGUCACAAUAUACCAGCAUAUUAUGCUGAGAUUCAUACAGUUUUAUUUGAAUAAAUUACAAAAUAGCUAAUUGUGAUGUUUGAGUUUAGUUAUAUUAGUUGUUACCGG
Coregonus sp. 'balchen' is the source of this 5054-nucleotide messenger RNA. The record is from the annotation of a GenBank genome assembly. NCBI's taxonomy places the organism in Eukaryota, Metazoa, Chordata, Actinopteri, Salmoniformes, Salmonidae.